Molecule: messenger RNA, 2383 nt
Organism: Engraulis encrasicolus (European anchovy)
Lineage: Eukaryota; Metazoa; Chordata; Actinopteri; Clupeiformes; Engraulidae
Product: desmoplakin-A-like
Exons: 1
Coding region: 164-2221 (685 amino acids)
Biological process (GO): cell-cell adhesion; wound healing; skin development
Cellular component (GO): plasma membrane; cytoskeleton; intercalated disc
Molecular function (GO): structural molecule activity
Source: RefSeq, a predicted model, not a curated record
AGUAUGUUCAGUUUAUACAGUAUGUGCAGAGAUAUCACCAAUAUAUUUAUAUACAGUAUAUAGUGCAAUUUUAUGAACAUAAUUUUAUGAAAGUUAUUUAUACACAUUAUUCUAUCAUCUUAAUCUAAUAGUCUCAAUAAUCUCAUGUUAACAGAUAGCAUCUAUGGAGCAGGAGAAAGCACUGGCGGAGGUGAAAAAAAUGAAGCAAGUCCAAAUGGAAGUCAACCAAAGUAAAACUCAGGAAAAAAUCAUGAAGAUGGUGACGAACACAGUCUCAGUGCAGAGCUCUUCAACUAUGCAACAGACACACUCCAAAGAAGCCCAGUCAAACAACAUAACAACAGCAACAGAGCAGUCAAUCCCUAUGCGCAAAAGCUCUCUGUCAGAGAAGGGCAAGGCCACUGGCAAAGGUCAGUCAGUGACGUUCAACAUCUCCAGUUCAGAGGCUUCUGUACUCUCAAGCAACAAUGCUACAGACUCCCCUUCAAGUUCAACUCAGCUGUCACACAAAGUACAAGGCCUUAGGGGACGCAUCAGCAUCAAGAAACUGAUCAAAGUCAAACUCCUGGACAGUGAAACCUCUCAGAAGAUGGAGUCAGGUCAGAUGUCUAUGGAAGAAGUGCAAGCGUACAUCGCCCAGUUUGUCAGCAAGCCGACAUCAAUUGCUGGGGUUUACGAUGCGUCUCUCAAGAAAAAGAUGUCAUUCGUUGAGGCCUCAGAGAAAGGGAUCCUCGCAAAGACGUACGCAGUUGAGUUCCUCGAAGCUCAAGCAGCCACUGGGUGCAUCAUCGACCCACACACAGGUGAGGCUCAUUCUGCUGAAGGUGCCCUGGAAAAGGGAGUCAUCUCAGAAGACCUCAAGGAGAAGCUAGCAGACGCAGAAAAGGCAGUCAGUGGCUUUGCUCACGGUGGAAAACUACUCUCCGUCUUUCAGGCCAUGGAAGAAAGAAUUCUUGACCGACACAGGGCUAGGAAGAUGAUCGAAGUCCAAAUAGCCACAGGCGGGGUUGUCCAUCCAGUGAUUGGUGUGAGGGUUCCCCUGAACUUCGCUUUCGACAACGGCCUCUUGAAUCAGAUCACCUAUCAGUCCAUCUACGAUCCAGUGAGCAACCCAAAGGGCUUCUACAACCCCGAAAUUGGCCAGAGGGCUUACUACUGUGAACUUUUGAAAAAUUGCGUGUAUGACGUUGUGAGCGGUGUGUACCUUCUACCAGUUGGGGAGAAGCAGGUGGCUAGCAUUAGUCCUGACAAUGUGCAAGGCAGGCUGACAGUUGUGAACUCUUCAAGUGGGGCUGAGAUGUCAGCGUAUGAGGCCUUUAAAGGCAACCACAUAGAUGGAAAAACAUACCUCUUCCUCUCUCAACAAGAAACCGAAUGGCAGGAGACCUCCAUAACCGACUCCAGUGGAAGCGAGAUGCACAUUCUUACAGAUCUCAGAAGUGGCCGUCAACUUUGCAUCGAAACGGCUGUGCGCCUGCGUAUCCUUGAGUCGUCAGAGCUCGCCAAAUACCGCAGUGGCCUCCUCAACAUCUACGAGCUUGCAGACCUGCUGAACUCCAGGAAGGUUGUGUUCAAAAUCACACACUGUCCCAUUGCUGGAUUGUGGGACAUGGCAUCCAGGAAGAGGCUUUCUGUCCUCAAAGCUCACCUGCUGAACUUUGUGGACAGACUGACUGCCAUCAGGAUGUUAGAGGCUCAAGCCUGCACUGGGGGCAUUUGUGAUCCUGCACUGGGAGAACGUGUUAGCAUUGCGGAGGCCACCAACAGAGGGCUCCUGAAUGACAGCUUUGCACAGCUACUCAAACAGUUUGAAGCGGCCUACAGUGGCAUAGCGCACCCACAAACAGGAAAGAGCUUAUCGGUGGCCCAAGCUAUGCAAGAAAACCUGCUAACCAGAGAGGUCGGCUUGAGAUGUCUGGAGUACCAGCUCUUUACCGGUGGGUUGAUUAACCCGGAAACCCACGAGCGUAUGACAGUGGACGAGGCGCUCCUGGGUUGCCUGAUAGACAAAGCCACUGCUUCACAGCUCAAAGAUGAAAGGUUGUUUUCAAAGUCUCUCAUGUGCCCCAAGACAAAGAGGAAAGUUUCUUUCAGCGAAAUCUUGGAAAAGGGUGUCUUUGACGGACACACUGGCUUCAUGCUCCUGGAAGCCACCAAACCACAGAGCCUUAGUACUGCAGGGACUUUCCAGUACUACUGGACAUCAUAUCGGCAGAUUUAAGUUAUUCAUUUUGUGCCACCAAGGCCAGUACACGACAGCUGUCUUUUGCUUUUAUAAUCACAGUAUGUUCACACCCAAGUUCCAAUUUCAUUUUGAAAUGCUGGAGUUAAUGGCAUAAAGUGUUUUUUUCUUUCUUUAACCCUUUCUUUUGAAAUGUAUCAU